GGUCAAGUUAAAUUGACAAAAUAAAACAUCCAGGUUUUAGUCAGAUUGGUUCCAGAGCACAAAAGCACAAAAUAAAUGCUACCUAUUCUUCAGAGAGCACUUAAUGAACAGGCCUCUAGUGGCCUGACAGACCUAGAAUUUCCACACCUGAUUUGCAACUAACAGUUGGUCUGCUAAAUAAAACUUUUGUUGUCAUUAACCAUUUUUAAUUUUUUUUAGUUUCAUCACUCACACCCAGAUGUACUAACACAUCUGUAGAAUCAUGAAAUUCAUAAAUAGCAGCUUUUCUUACAACAUGAAGUAGGCUAAAAGAUCUCAGAAAGCAAUGCAUUAAAUAUUAAAACACCAUAGAUACUUUUCAACCUUUUUAGUACACAUUAGUAACAUUAGUAAGAUCAAUGGAAUUAAACUACUCACCUUCAUCACAAUUCAUUUGGUUCACAUAAAUUGAUGUCAAAAUGUAAUCUGGCUGCCAAUCAUUUCAGAGGUACGACACAAUGAGAAAUUAGAGUCUAAUUACCAGAAAGGGAUGACAUUUUGAGAGCAUUUUUAUGACUGAGGAACCCCCCCCCCCAAAAAAACCCCAUCAAAAGUAAUAAAUAAAUAACGUAAACCACAGGAUUAACUUAAAGCAGAACUCAGAAAAACUAAACUUAAAACUCAAAAUCCUCCAGAUCAUGAAAUAAAACAUAGUUCUCUCAUGGUUAAGGUUUGUUAUUAUUCUGUUUUGUCCUGAAUCAUAUUAUUUCACUGCUAGACAAAAAAAAAUUACAUCACAGUUUGGACACAGCUGGUUGACAUGUUGCCAUGCUUGUGUCGAUGCUUGCUUGACAGUGAAGGUCUGUGUGUGGUUUGUAUGUAAAUGUCUGAACAGGGAUUAAAUGUGUGUGACUGUGUGUGUAUCCUCCCAUGUGGUAGUGAGUGCAUGACAGAGCAUGUGUGCAUUUGGAGGUGAAAGGACCAAAGACGGUCCUUUCACCUCCAAAUGCACACAUGCUCUGUCAUGUGGGGUGUGAUGCUCUGAUCGGCAACAACCACAGCACAAGAUGGACUUUUCUUGUCAUGACCAAACUGUGAUGAUCUUUUUCCUGAACUCUGCUGUGCCAGAACUCGGCCCGGCCCAUUGGACACGAAACACUUGGAACUUCUGCUUAUUUGCACUGGGCACAGUGCCCUCCGUUCAGUCCAGCUGCAGCUCACUAAAGCCCAACAGCUCAGUACCGAACAAUGAACGGGACCAGCAAUGUGCUGACUCCCGACCCAUACCGGUCCAGUUACAUCUCAGCACCAGCAUGUAUAAAUAGGUCCGUUCAGUUUGGGGUCAGGACGUCGUUUUUUGUGAAGUCCCUGUGAGAACUGAGCGCCAAUCUUUGUUGGGCAGUCAGGCAAAUCUUCACUGAAAUCCACAGCAGCAUGGCUCUAAAUAAUCCCACCCCGCUGGGACCAUGGAAGAUCACAGCUUACGACCAGGAAAACUUCCAGGGCAAACGUCUUGAGUUCACCUCAGCCUGCCAGAACAUCAUGGAGUGCAGCAUCGACAACAUCCGCUCCCUCAAGGUCGAGUGCGGGGCCUGGGCAGGAUAUGAGCACUCCAGCUUCUGUGGACAACAGUUUGUGCUGGAGAGAGGAGAGUAUCCUCACUGGGAGUCGUGGAGUGGCAGCAACGCCUACCACAUUGAGCGGAUGAUGUCCUUCCGACCCAUCUGCUCCGCUAACCACAAGGAGUCCAAGAUGGUGCUGUUUGAGAGGGAGAACUUCAUAGGUCGCCAGUGGGAGAUAAACGAUGACUACCCCUCCCUGCAGGCUAUGGGCUGGAGCAACAAUGAGAUCGGAUCUAUGCAAGUUCAGAGCGGAGCUUGGGUUUGCUACCAAUUCCCAGGUUACCGUGGUUACCAAUACAUCAUGGAGUGCGACCGGCAUGGUGGCGAAUACAAACACUACAGAGAGUGGGGCUCCCAUGCUCAGUCCUUCCAGGUGCAGUCGCUGCGUCGGAUCCAGCAAUGAGGCCUGCAGCCGCCUCUCCCUACCACUCACUCUUCACCUCCUCUUCUUUCUUCUCCCCUUAUUCAUCUUCCUCCAUUCACCCUGUCAUAUUCCUGCACCUCUUGGGGUUUCCCAAUUGAGAAGCUAACACAAUGUUUGUUUUGUUGCCAAAUAAAAAGCACUUACAAGGGAUUGAGAGGAGAGAAAAAAAACUGACAAUGAAGAGAAGCUCUGGACUGAUGCCCCAUGAGGAAAGAAGAAAAGGGGAGUAAAAAGCCUUGCAGUGGCAACAGAGCAGCGGAGUCACUCAGGCAUUGCUGUGUAACUUCAUAUGUUUGUGGGUCACUACGCUGAUGCCGGUGACGAAAAAAGAAAGAAUGGACAACUUAAAAUAAACACAAACUCAAACAGUCUGCUUCUAACCUGCAGGGUGUUGGGAUUUCUUUUCUUUAACUGUUGCUUCCAUAAAUGUUUGAGCUGCUCUGCCUUUUUUCUUGAAGCCUUCAGUUGAUUGUGAGCUUGAAUGAAGAGGGUUAAUCUUUUAUUUUCUUUUAAAGCCACCAAGAAACAAAUGUUGGGUUAAAAUAGAUAUGACUAAAAAUGCAGCCAAUAUUACUGGUAGGACCUGGAACGUAUUAGUCACACUGCAAGUGAUUGAGACAUGCACUUGUAAAUCAAGAACUAAAUGGUUUUACCUGAGGUGCACAGCACUUCUAAUUUAAAAUCUUUGAUAUGGCACAAUGGGUCUCAAAAUACGGCAGCCAUCUGGUUCAGAAUAUAAUAACCUAGCCAGUAUUACUGUAUCUCCACCCAAUGCAACCUCCACUUUUGUUGAUAAGCAGGAACUGAAAAAAAGAAUCUGACACUAGAACUUUACUAAAUUCUCAACACUAUGUUUCUAAAUUCAAAUGUUUUCUUAUAUAUGCCCAUGUUUUGAUGUUUCCUCAGUGGGAAGCAGGAAAUGUAUAUUUUUUCUGUUAUUUUUGAAUGCUUUAAAUAGAUUUGUCAUCUAUAGUACUAAGAUAAUUGUUCAGCUGUAAUGUAUGAGAAAGGAAAAUAAGCAAGUGGAAGAGUUUAUUUAUCUCGUUAUGACACAGUAUUUUUUUCCAAAACAAGAUCAGUUUAUUACAAAACUCACUAUUAGUUUGUGUCUAAUAGAAGGAUGGACACGAAGUGUUUUUGAUUUAGCUGCAGAUAAAAAAAUAAAUAUUUUUUGCUAACAAUAAUAUGCAGAAAUUGUCAUAUUCGGGACAUUUUUCAAGAGUCUGUGGAUAUAAUAUUAGUUAAACUAAUUUUUGCACUGGCAAUUUAUUGGGAAAAGAGCCAUGAUCCAAUAAAAAUCAUGGUAGAGUGAAGUCUUUCACCCUAAACAGGCUGAAGUAAUAAUUGACAAACAAAACAUAAUAAAAUAGAUGUUGUUAUACCAUCCCAAUCAUUAAGAUUAGAGAAACUUGUGUCAGCUUGUAAAAAGGCCGUCUUUAGAAAAUGAAUCUCUGAAUACAAAAUGUUUCACGUUAGAAGCAGGAUUGAUCAGGAACUAACAAAAUUACUAUAAUGUCACAUAACAGUUAAUGUAUAACUUGAGUUGCCAUAUAGAGCAUUAGGUUAACCAGCUUAAUAUUUAAGUAAAUGUGUCUUGUAAUGAUUAAAUGUUCUGAUAAUGGCUCCUGAAAGCUUCACAGCCAGUAAACUAAGCUUGGCUCCAUUUCCCUAGAGCUUUAAUUAUGUCUUCACAUUAGUGCUUUUGUCCCUGACUUAACCAAAGGUUUGCUUAGCAUAAUUCAGAUAUACUUUUUAGAUACAUUUGUGAGUAGAACAGCUUUGGGCAGACAGUGAGAUGCUGGUUAUUUGUUUGCACAACUUCCAUCACAUUAUUGCUGAAUCCAUUGAAAAAUAGCGCUUCAACCUGAACAAAAUGAAGCAAUCUCUCAGCUUUUCUUUUGAUCUUCUAAAUUAGGCUAUACACGACCAGAAAUUGUUGUUACAUUUCUUUUUACGUGUAGUUGUUUUCGCAGAAUUGAAAAUAUGCUACCAUCAUUAAACACAAAGAAUGUGUUUGCUGAAAAAUCAAAAAUCGGAAAAUACUCUAAUAUACCAGGGGAAGAAAUAUUUGUAUUUUUGUGCAUUUUAUGAACUUGCGCUGUGGCAAAUGCACCGCAUAAAGCAAACAUACGUAGUUGUUUUCUUCACUAUUUGAUAUCAAAUCAAACUAAACUUCUUUUUCAAGGCUUUCCUAGAUUAUUUCUAUUUGCUAAGUGUCAAUUUUUGUUAUUUUUUUCAGUUUCGGACUGUCCCAUCCCCCCGUCGUUUUUCCCCCCAAUACGGUUGAUUUUAAUUUUAAAUUAAAAAAUAUAUUCGGGAUUGAAAUCUCAAGGGCGAAGGUUACCCGGACCAAUGACUAUAAAUUUAAAUGAACUUCCGGUUUUGAACUAUGUCUUUUAAGUCAGAAAGUUUCCUUACUGUACCUAUACCAGUAGUAUUGAACUAAACCCCACAAAAACAGAUUAUUAAAAAAGUUAUUGACUGACGGCUAUAUUUGAUACCCGAAAACUCUCGUGUACGAAACUUAAAUUUCUUUCAUGUAGGGAUUAGACCCGCUCCAGGCUAACUCUCCUGGUCCACCUUAAAAAGUUACGUCACAUUGUAGCCCCGCCCACGGAGGUGAACGGAAGUGAAAAGAAAGAGGCAGGCUGGUGUGGCCCUGACGGCAGAAAAACAACUGUGACGCGAAGAAAGACCUUUUUUUUAAAAUUUU
Messenger RNA from Xiphophorus couchianus (Monterrey platyfish), 4738 nucleotides. It is a transcript of the gene cryba1a, whose product is annotated as crystallin, beta A1a. Lineage: Eukaryota; Metazoa; Chordata; Actinopteri; Cyprinodontiformes; Poeciliidae. The transcript has 6 exons. Gene Ontology annotation, biological process: lens development in camera-type eye; visual perception. Gene Ontology annotation, molecular function: structural constituent of eye lens. Bases 1414 to 2004 code for a protein of 196 amino acids. The record is from RefSeq and is a predicted model, not a curated record.